CCUAGCCGAUACAAGUUCCUCAAAUGCGCUCAGGUCCUCGUAACUCAUCGUUCUCGUCCAUUCAGACGCAAGCCCCGUUUCUCGUCGUCGUUUCGAUGCUCUAUGAAUGCCCAUGAUCGGGGUCCAGCACUUCCAGCCCCCUUACGCCGCAGAACCCAAACCCACCUGCUCCGCAUUUCCACCUCCGAAUCACAUGCACGGCCAUGGCAGAUACUUUCAACGCUCUUACACAGCACUUUGAACCUCAAGCCUUUUCGUCUCAGCCACAGCAAAGUACAGCACAUGAAAAUACAGCGCCAGUCAAUACAGCACACAGCGACGCAGACAGUCAUUACAUUCCUCGCCCCAAGCGCAUCGCAUGUGUCCUCUGCCGGAAGAGGAAGUUGAGAUGCGACGGCAAGAGACCUAGCUGCGGGACUUGCUCUCGGUUAGGCCAUGAAUGCAUCUACGAUGAAGUACGAAAGAAGAGUGGACCCAAGCGGGGUUAUGUGAAGCAACUGGAAGCACGUCUGGCCCAGGUAGAAACCCUGCUCAAAAGUCAGGAGGCUAAUGCGCACCCAAGCCUGGAGAAUGGCGCAAGCUUCGCAGCAACGAACUCGUUGACUGGCGUACUCCAAGCACCUCCCGGGGAUGACGUCGACCCCUCCAUGUCGCUCUUAGACGGAGCAAAUGCCCCUGCGCUUUCGGUCCAAGCAUUUUCAGAGGCAGAAGGAACCCGCUCAAGCACAUCGGGAGGUGAGUUGAUAUCGCUAGGGCUGGAGGAACCCCUCCCGGCACAGGAGGUCAUUGAUGAAUUGAAUGCUAUCUAUUUCGAGAAAGUUCAUCCCGGGCUACCCAUGAUACAUCGCCCAAAGUAUCUAGCAUCUUUGGCUUUCGCUCCUAGUUCACGGCCCCCGGUGUGUCUACAGUACAUGAUAUGGUGCCUUGCCGCGUCUGUUAGCGACAAGUAUUCCAGUCUACAUGAAACCUUCUAUCAGCAAUCUCGCAAGUAUGCUGAAUUAGAUGAGCUGAAAGGGCUCGGGGGGCGGGUGGUUUCUCUGGCACACUGUCAAGCUUGGUUGCUUAUCAGCACGUACGAAUUCAAAAUGAUGUUUUUCCCUCGGGCGUGGUUGAGCUCUGGAAAGGCUUCUCGACUGGCAAUCAUGAUGGGCUUGAAUCGAUUAGAUGGACAGGGUCUCGAUGUCAAACAGACACUGCCACCUGCUAAUGAUUGGACCGAAAAAGAAGAGCGGAGGAGGGUAUUCUGGGCGGCAUUUUGUAUUGAUCGAUACGCGAGCAUUGGCACUGGAUGGCCUUUCACGAUCGACGAAAGAGAUAUAUCCUCAAAGCUUCCUGCGUCAGAUGAAUCCUUCAUCGAGAAUACACCCCAAGAGACACCACUUCUUCCCGAUGUUCUGGAGGGCGAGGAUAUAACAAUGCUGUCUCCAUAUGGAGGCGUCGUGGUCUUAGGGUGCAUGUUCGGCAGGAAUAUAACUCAUCUUCAUCGGCCUGAGCCGCAAGAUAAUGACCAUGACCUCAACGGCGUAUACUGGCAGCGACACAGGUCCCUCGACAAUAUAUUGCUCCACAUAUCCCUGGCCAUGCCGUGCCAUCUUCGUCUGUCAGUUGGAACAACCGAUCCAAACGUUAUAUUCUGCAACAUGGCUAUCCACACGGCAACAAUAUGCCUACACCAGGCGGCUAUAUUCAAAUCGGAGAAGAAUAAAAUGCCAGAACAGAUUGCUACGGAAAGCAAGCGAAGGUGUAUUGUAGCUGCGGAUCAAAUCUCUAACAUAAUGAAAAUGAUCAGCCAUCUAGAUUUGAGUGUCAUGAAUCCUUUCAUGUCGUUCUGUGUCUAUCUGGCCGCGCGUGUCUUCAUACAAUACUUGAAGUUUCGUCCCAGCGACUCAGCAGCUCGUUCAUCUUUGCAAUUUGCCUUCUCUGCUCUGCAUAAGCUGAAAACCAAGAACCCGUUGACAGGAUCAUUCAUACUCCAACUGAAUCUCGACAUUGAAGGCUCGGCCUUUGGUGACGCACUGCAAUCGAAAAGUGCAUGCUUCACGGGUGGCCAACAACAAGACGCGGUAAGAAAACCACACUUCUGGAAAAGCAAACAGCGGCUGACCCUUACUUAUCCUUUAGACCUCCGCUGGCAAAGUCACCACAAACACCUCUUCUCAGGUAAAGAAAAACCCACAUGAAGCACACGCCGACGGAGUUUCUCCAGAUUCCUCGCAAGGCACAUCUGGGAAUACCAUACCCACGCCGCCCUCACAUUCAAGUCGACAAAAUCCCAGAGAACUGCAAC
Molecule: messenger RNA, 2287 nt
Organism: Aspergillus heteromorphus CBS 117.55
Lineage: Eukaryota; Fungi; Ascomycota; Eurotiomycetes; Eurotiales; Aspergillaceae
Product: putative C6 transcription factor Prf
Exons: 5
Coding region: 204-2180 (658 amino acids)
Biological process (GO): DNA-templated transcription; regulation of DNA-templated transcription
Cellular component (GO): nucleus
Molecular function (GO): DNA binding; DNA-binding transcription factor activity, RNA polymerase II-specific; zinc ion binding
Source: RefSeq, a predicted model, not a curated record